AUGUACCUGCUGCAGCCUUUACUUUUACUAUGUCUUUGCGCAGUGCAAACGAACGCAAUCGUUGGUGGGCUGGAAGCAGAAGCCGGAGAAUAUCCGUCUGCGGUCACGCUGCAGGUCUAUAACCAAGUCAAAAAAAAAUGGCUCACCGUGUGCGCCGGAUCGAUAAUCGAUCGCGAAUGGGUCCUCGGAGCUGCGAAUUGUUUCUACUUUGGAAGCCGUAGAACUCCGGCGAAUCAGUACCGAAUCGUAGCUGGGAGUACCAGGGUAACUUCGACAAGCUCAGACGAUGGAAUUACGCAAGUCAUCCAAGUCGCCGAUGUCGUCAUCCACCCGGAAAUGAAAGUUGAUGACAAACCGAAUGAUGAACUGGACCUCUUUAUCUACAACGAGCUUGCCUUAAUCAAGUUGAGCAAACCCCUCAAAUUCGGGAAAACAGUCCAGAAAAUCUUCAUUCCAUUUCCGGAAAACUCUCUGAUCAGCAAGGGAAAGCUGGUUGAUGUGAUGGCUUGGGGGAAAACGGGGAUGGAUGAACCAGCCGCCGAGCAUCUACGCUAUUACCGUACUUCGAUUCAGCCCAAAAAACGUUGUGAUGAUGCUUGGAACUACAAAUUCCCCUCGGAAAUUAUUUGCCUGAUGGCAAAUCAGUUUAAAGGCGUUUGUAAUGGAGACUGGGGUGCCGCAGCUGCCCGGAAAAUUCAGCAUGAAGGCGAAGAGGUUUGGGUGCAACUCGGCAUGCCAACUUGGGGCAGUCUGGACUGUCGAUGGGAUGACUUUGCGCCAGUCGUCGGCAUGGACACGACGAAAUAUUGCGACUUCUACAAAAAGACGAUCGGCAGGGAAAUUUGCCAGCGACUGCAGGAGGAU
Molecule: messenger RNA, 864 nt
Organism: Mesorhabditis spiculigera
Lineage: Eukaryota; Metazoa; Nematoda; Chromadorea; Rhabditida; Rhabditidae
Source: the annotation of a GenBank genome assembly